AUGGAAGGAGAAACAGCAAUGAUAAGAGAAAAUAAGGAGAGAAUUUGGGAUUACCUUAAGCGAUUGAACGGAAUGGAGCCAAUAGAGAAGCGAGGCGAGGUACCCGUACCAUCCGUGCAAGCAAUUGUGAAGAUUGAUGCCUCUUGUCCUCUUCUUUUCCCUGAUUUAUCCGUCUAA
This is a messenger RNA of Dovyalis caffra, 177 nucleotides long. Lineage: Eukaryota; Viridiplantae; Streptophyta; Magnoliopsida; Malpighiales; Salicaceae. The record is from the annotation of a GenBank genome assembly.